Ooceraea biroi (clonal raider ant) is the source of this 1186-nucleotide messenger RNA. RefSeq names its product GDP-D-glucose phosphorylase 1. Gene Ontology annotation, molecular function: GDP-D-glucose phosphorylase activity. Gene Ontology annotation, cellular component: cytoplasm. Gene Ontology annotation, biological process: glucose metabolic process. Lineage: Eukaryota; Metazoa; Arthropoda; Insecta; Hymenoptera; Formicidae. The record is from RefSeq and is a predicted model, not a curated record.
CGCUGUUUCCCACUACCGCCGCAAUAUGCGUUAGCUGUCAAGUGUCAACACGUUGCAUGCUGCAACAUGACUCCGGAUAGACAAAUUCCCAUGUUCUCCUACGAUGAGGGAGACUUUAAUUUUACUGUAAAACCAUACGACGAGACUGAGUCGUCGCUCGAUCGUAUUUUACGGCGGACAUGGCAGCGGGCUGAAGAAGCAAAAUUAUUUCGAUACACUUUAAACAUAAGAAGCUGCAAAACGUUACGAGGAAAAUACAGGUUUCUGGCGCAGUUAAAUCCAGACAGAGCUCUGCAUAGGCGCAAGCCACAAUCGAUCACGUCCAUGUUGCAACCGUUCAGUCCCAUGGGCUUCAAUUUCACCAAGCUGACGCCGCAGGAGACGCUGUUCGACGUAGGGAACGGUGACGGUAACGACGUGGUCGCGAUUAACGCCAGUCCCCUGGAGCAGGGUCACAGCUUGCUUCUCACGGAGCGUUUCAAGUGUCUGCCACAGGUCGUGACGGAGCACAGCCUCCGCAAGGCGAUAGAGUUGUGUCUUCUGAGUGGUUCACGGUAUUUGAGAUUCGCUUUCAACAGUCUCUGCGCUCAUGCAUCCGUGAAUCACUUACACUGGCACUUGUACUGUUUGAAGCAGGAGAUGCCGCUUGAAUACAUCGAUACUCGCAGUUACGUGUCCGGUGUGCGUCUACUGGUAGAUUAUCCGGCGAAAGGAUUCUGCCUCAAGUUGUCUAGCUUUCAAGAUAUCGGAGAUCUCGUAGCUCGAGCAUUCCUCGUGGCGAAUUAUUUACAAGCGUGCCAGGUAGCGCAUAAUGUGUACAUCACACGAGCGAGGUCGAGAGCCAGUAGUGAGUUGUACGAUGAUGUACGCAUUUAUAUCUGGGCUAGAAAAAGUUCUACCGGCGUGAAAGACACGACAGCGUUCAUACCUGCGGUGUGCGAGCUGUUUGGUCACUUAUCGAUCAGAGAUGAAGAAAUAUACGACAAGUUGACGGAAAACGACGUGAUCGAAGAUCUCAACGAUAUUACGGAAGAAUAUUUUUCACUGCUCAGGGAUGAACUUAAAGAUAUUUUAGAGAAAUAAAAAAAAAGGAAGAUGGGAGAAAAAUACAAGACGAAAUCAGAAAUUCAGGGAACAGAUAGUGAUGUAUUUAUUGAAUGAUAUAAAUUAAAAUGGACGAAAUAUA